GAGAGAGAGAGCAGUUUCAAAGGAUAGAGUAUCUUAAUGCUACUACUACUAUUCCUACACCUGCAGUGAUUUUGCAUUUGAUUAUUUUCCUAUUUUAGUUUUGAUUUAACUCGAGACAUCUGAUAAAACGUCUUUGGGAAAGAUGAAUGAGUUAACAGGACGCUUGGUCAUUCAGCAGUGUCUCAGUGCCUCUCUAAAACUUCCAAGCGUUGAGCCCAGAGAACCAGAAGUCGUUGAGGUUGGUCGAGGGAUGGUAGUCUUUGUAUGCUUCCUCAACCAAGCUUCAGAAGUAACAGUAGAAAGGCUUGUGAAGCACAUCAUAGACAUCCGCCUGAGUGAAAACGACUCUGACCGCAGGGUGUCCGUUUGCGACAUCCAAGGCGACAUCCUGAUCAUUCCACAAGCAACGCUGGGAGGCAAAUUAAAGGGAAAAGCGAUGCAGUAUCACAAUAAUGUCGACAAGAAUUUAGGAGAGGCACUCUAUCACAAGCUCUGUCAGGGAGUUCGGACAUCUGUUGAAAAAGUAUCUAGUGGGAAUGUGAAGUGUGGGGUGUAUGGGGCACGACAGAUCCUGAACAUGGACACCAAUGGGCCUUUUACACACAUCAUUGAGGUUUGAUGUACAGCAUAGGUACUUUUAGGGUGUUAGGGGCAGUAUGCAUUCCAUGUCAUUUGCUCAGUAAAAUGUUUAUUGAUCAGCAUUAUCUUUCAUCAGGAAAGUUCAACUUUUGGUACAGUACAAUAUCUAGUAGCAUUUAUAUAAUUAAAGAGACAUUUAAGUUGAUAUUAAUUAAAUCUCAACCAACGUGUGCUUAGUCAUAUUAAGUGGAAUUCCAUGAAGAGAAGUAUGCAGAAGGAAAAAUAUAUUCAAUACAAUGGUUAUAUUCAUAAGAGUGCAUGAGAAAUUGUUUCAUCACAACCUCCUUAAUGGAGAUAGAGUCUAUAGAACAAGUUUCCUGUAGCAAUAGGAAAUGUAUAGAUUUUUGUUAAAUAUCUUGAAUUUAUCAGUGACUAACUUUCUAUAGUUUGUGGUCCAAUACAGAUGGAUUUAGGGUUUACAAGUGACUGCCAUACAACUGAACACUGUAUGCGAUAUAUAUUUAAUUUGCUUGUCGAGCAUUCUGGGGUUAACAGGUAGCUACUGCUUUAUUUAUAGGGUUUAAAUCUUAAGUAAUGAAGAGAAGAAGUUAUGCCUGUUUAGUAUAAACAUGUUACCAGUAAAAGCUAAUUUAUUGGCACAGUAUUAAAUACACAUUAGUACUAUUGAUUUUUUUUUCACCAUUUUUGAUGGUGAGUAAUAUUGUAUACUACAGUAUACCAUUACUUUUAUGAUGAUAAAGUACAGUUCAUUUUAUAGCUGACUGUUAGAUUCAGCAAAUUUUAGUGGGCAUUAAUGUAGAUCAGAUGUAUUCUAAGUCCAAACAACUAGUCAUUGUGAGUAGAUUUUGCAUUUAAUUUUCCUGUGAAAACAUCUUAACAAGAAGGCCACCAUAUUAAUGUUACCCAGACAGAGCAUAGGGUCAGAUAAUAUUGAAAAGUAAGUAAUCUUGGCUUUCAAAAUAAGGUACAGUAUAUAGUUAUUUACUGUUAAAAAUGUGACAAGACUUAAAACCACUACAUAUAUUACGUAUAACCAAAACAUUUUCAGUCAAUUUUGGUUGCCAGAAAUGCAGAAUUGUUUCAUACAACUACAGUAGUCAUUUUAGGUUGUUUUGAAUUUUUAAAUACAGAAUAAAUAUCAAAUGACCCCAUUUCUUUCCAUUAACAUAAAUGAUAUUUUGUACUGCACAUAAUAUACUGUAGUACUUCAUGUAUGUUUUACACGGUGCUUUAAUUGGACAGGGCUGUGCUUUAUCAUUUUUAUGAGCUUUUUAUUCUGAAAUAGGUUGUGGUUAUUGCAGACAGGUGACAGAAAUGGGGCUUAUUAACAUGAAUUUUGCUCAUUCUUAGAGAUGCCAUAUUAUGCUUAGGCAAUACAGUAUUUGUGAUAUUGCAAUAGUCUAAUAAUUCAGCAGAUGUCUUGGUCACAGUUUUGUCUCAGUGUGUGGUUAGUUUUUAGAGAUUUAACAGUUGAAGACAGUUAGGGAUUUGUUAGAUGUAAGGAGGUAAUUACUGGAGAACCAUUUCUAAUUAAUUUUAUGUCUAAUUGAAUUGCAUUAUACAAAGCUGAUACUUGAUCUCAGGUUUGUGCUGAUGGAGCUUAGAAGUGACGCAAUAUUUGACUUUGUAUAGUAUACACAUACUAUAUAAAGGAAUCCUAUUGUACUGAUAUUAAUUGAUUUGGUAUAUAUAGUUUUGGUAAACAUGUUUACCCAUCAUAGUAAUUACAAAUAUUUGAGAUUAUUAAGUGGCUCAGUUUCACUGUGAUAUUGAUAAUAAUAUCAUAUCAAUUACUCUUCACAUAUACAUAGUAACUCUUAGAGUGUGUUUACUGCAGAGGUCAUGAAUCAGUGCAUUACUGUAUUAGCUCCAUAAUCUUUUAGUUCAAAGAUGAUGAGCUGUAUGAGAAAAGCCUAUUCUCAUUUCAUGGAACAACUUCAUGUUGUUAGCACUUUUUCCUCAGUAGCUGAAAUAUUAUUCUUUGUUCACUUUUGAAAAUGUAAGUAUCAUAUAUUUGUUAAUUUUUAGAAUAGAAAUUGUAGAGAAAGGAAGAAUAUGUUGCUGAGGCUUUAUUGUUGAAGCUAUUCGUAAUCUAAUUUAUAACUAUUACAGGUAUUAUUGAUAGUAAUAACCACAUCAUUAAGUUAACAUUUUUAUUCUCAUAGGGCUGGACCAAAGAGUGUAAUCAAUUGUAAUUCUUCUAAAAAUUUAACUCCUCCUCUCCCAAAAAGUGAGAAACUCAUUCAAAGUCAAAGAUAUGUUCAGUCAGGGGAGUGCAUGCUAACAAGUCAAUAUGAUAUCUUGUUCUCUCUUAGUGGUUAGAGUUCUGGGCGUGUUGUUCGUACAUAUCAAGCCACUGAACUACUAAACGGUACUAUAGGGUUGCAAGCUUUGAGACUUUACUUCAUAAUGGAAUGGAAUGUAAGGUGGAGAUGAAUUUAAAUUGUAGAGAUACGAGGGACUUCUAAUUAAAGAUUUAUCUUGUGCUCUUACAAAAGCUUGUCAACUUUUUAGAUGAUGGAGACUGUCUUUGUGGCAAUUGGGAAAUGAUAGAUUGCAGGAACUACUUAAAAAAAGGAAUGCUUUAUAUCCAUUGUGAAAUCGCUAUUUAAAAGUGUGGUUGUUGAUUACUAUUUCAGUAAAUAAAAAUUAGUUGCAGCAACAGUAGCAUUGGAUAUCCAUCACCUAAGAAAACAAGUGUAAAGUUGACACACUUUGACAAAUGUAUGACAGACAGUACCUUUAUAAAAAUGCAGGCCUAUUUUGGAAAUAGUGAUGGAAAUUCUCACCCACAAAACCCUAGAGGAAUUGAUGUGGUUCUGAAUUGUUCAUAUAUCUGUGACACCUAAUCAUUUUCAUGGCCAGAAAAAAGUUGCUGUAAUUCAAGGAAGAUUUUAAUUUCUGAAACUUUAGUAUGGAUUACUUUAAUGUCUUGAAUGUUUUCAUACGUUUUCAGCUGAUAUUAAUACAAAUUUCUCAUGAAGUUCAUAGAUUAUGGAUAGGCAGUCUUUGUGAUUUGACACUUAAAUGGUGAAGGGCUAUGGAAUUUAUUAAUGUCAUGUUGUACUGACAACUUGGUUGUGUAGGGAAGUGUGUUUCAUUUGUUUUAUUUGUCUUCUUUUUUAUAUUACUUUUAAAAGAUUGAGUAAGAUUUUUGCACUAUCUCAUUAUUAAUGUUCAUAUACUCGUUUUUGUUGCUUGCUUUGGCAUUUAAUUAAUUGGAAUUUCCAAGUAGGGUUAAUAACUUUUUUUUCCACCUUUUUACAAUGAAAUGAAAGGCUUUAUAUAUAUCUA
This is a messenger RNA of Macrobrachium nipponense, 3894 nucleotides long. Its product is annotated as D-aminoacyl-tRNA deacylase 2-like. Bases 143 to 619 code for a protein of 158 amino acids. Gene Ontology annotation, biological process: tRNA metabolic process. The transcript is spliced from 3 exons. The record is from RefSeq and is a predicted model, not a curated record. NCBI's taxonomy places the organism in Eukaryota, Metazoa, Arthropoda, Malacostraca, Decapoda, Palaemonidae. Gene Ontology annotation, molecular function: D-tyrosyl-tRNA(Tyr) deacylase activity. Gene Ontology annotation, cellular component: cytoplasm.